This is a messenger RNA of Lecanosticta acicola, 2346 nucleotides long. The record is from the annotation of a GenBank genome assembly. NCBI's taxonomy places the organism in Eukaryota, Fungi, Ascomycota, Dothideomycetes, Mycosphaerellales, Mycosphaerellaceae.
AUGUCCACCCAACCCCCCGAACCGGAAACUCUCCAAUCCUGGGAAGAUGCCUUCCAAUACCCUCUCCCCGUCGUGCGCAAACUGGAGCAGCAGCUCCGCACCCACAUCGAUGAAAACCGCCAGAGACUGCGCUCCCUCGUCGGGAUCAGCUAUCGCGAUCUCCUGGGCACGGCGGAGAAGAUCAUCGAAAUGGACGAACAGAUCAUCACCGCGGAACGCUACAUGGGCGAGAUCGGACGGAAAUGUAGCGCGCGGGUUCUGGAGAGGGUGGAAGCGGGGAAUCGGAAGAUGAGUCGUGGGGUGCGGAAGGAGGAGGGGCAGGAGAGGAGGAUGGGGAUCGUGGCGCAGACGAGGGUGUUGCAGAAUGCCAUUGCGGUCUGCGGGAGGAUUGUGAGGGGUGGAGGGGAUGCGCUGGUCGGGGCCAAGGUGCUGAUCUUGGGCCGGUUGGUGCACAAGAGUUUGGUGGAGGGGGGAGGGAAGACGGAACAAGAAGAAGAAGUGCCUGCUGUGGUGGAGGAGUUGAGGAGGAAAUUGGGACAGAUGAGGAAGAGGUUGUUGGGGUAUAUCUCGAGGUCUCUGGUGAGGGCGGAUGGGGAUAAGAUGGGUAUGGUGCGGACGCUGUGUGCGUAUGCGCUCAUCACGAGCUCUGCGCCCAAGGAUGUCUUGCGGUACUUUUUGCAAGUGCGGUUUGAACAGUUGGAGACGAAGGCGGAGAUGCCUUCGGAGGGGGUUCUGCUCGAGAUGCUCGAUCUGUAUAGUCAGACCCUAUUCGACACAAGAGAAGGCUUCCCGCGCCGAUUCGCGGAAUCGCUGGCUCAGCUAUCGAAAGUGGCACUGGUGCGGGACCAGGGCGUUCGAGCGAUUUCAGAGCUCAGCCUGGAUGUCUAUGAACAGUGGAUUGCGCAGGACGUUCGCAACUUCUAUCCCUGGGUGCGACAUGAUCAGAAUCUAUCUACCACGGAAGUUGGCGACGCCCUGGCUUCUUGGGCCAAGCAAGCACAAGCAUGCCUGCUCCAAGGCUUGUCCGAGACCCUCAGGCAACAAAACGACCCACAUGCGGUGCUCGCGACUCGCAAGAAGAUGCUCUCGAAAUACCUUUCCCUCAGCACAAAGCUUCGAAGCGAUUCACACGUCCAGGCCGUCAAUGAUAUCCGGGCCGCCUUCCUCAACAGGCUCGAAGAGCUCGCCGUCCAAGCCGCGCAACUGGCGGACAUUGGACUUGAUGCCCAGGAGUCCACUGCAGGGUCAACAGCACCAGAGAUGUGGGACUUGUCUACAGGCGACAUGGACCUCAGCAAUGGAGCGAUCGUCUUGCGGAAGGAAGUGAUUCGGCGUCGAAAUGGCCGAGACAGCGCCACGCAGGGAGUGGCGGAUGUCCUUGAUCAAUGGAUUGGCAGGCAGGCUCAUCUCGGCGAAGCAAUAGCUUCAAUGCGAGCGACGAAAUGGGACGACGAUCUGGAUUUGGACUUGGAAGAAAUGCCCGACGGAGAGUCUCUGCAAGUGAUUCUGAGCAAGCAGGACCCUCGACAACUCGAGUCGGUACUUCGCCGGGAGACGACCGCCGCAAUGCAGGGCGCCUACCGAAAAGUCGAGCAGUCGUCCGAGUCCAUUGCAGAUCCAGCGCUGCUACUUCGCAUUCUUCGUGAGGUCGAUCAGCGGCGUCGGAAUCUGGAAGAUAGGCUGCAGGAGGGGGAGUCAGUCGCAGCGGAUGGAAAUUUCGUUGCUGCCACUCAGCGUCGGCAAGCAAUGUCCAUCGCUGAAGAUCUCGUCAGCCAAUACUCCACUGCCCUCCGCCGGGGCUCACGGACACCAACGGCGCUCUGGGAUGGCUCACCUCCGCUGCCCAUCCAGCCAACGGCAAAUACCUUCCGCUUCCUCCAAGCACUGCAUCGGAAGAUGUCCGGGGCCGGCAACGAUCUCUGGAGCCCAGCGGCCGUCCACUGCUUGAAGCUUGCGCUGAGCGAAAAGUUGAAGGACCAAGUGAGCCUGGAAAGGAUUGACUCUGCGAAGGCUAUGACCUUGACUAAUGGGCACGCGGAAGCUCCUCGAAAUGACGCCGAUGCAGCGGAUUCGGAAAACGCGUUGGAUGGGGAACACGCGAGCCCGGUGGGAUCGACGACGAACGACUUCCUCGUGCAGCACAUGUUCGACUUCCUCUACCUGCAGUGCGUGGUGGCCACGGGUCAUAAGGGGGACGGAGAGCUCAGUAGCUCGAUUGAGGCCAUCAGGGGCCGAGUGGCCUUGGACGCCACUGGGUAUGAGCGGAUGAGGAAGGGCGCCAACGAUUACUGGAAGAAGACGUAUCUCCUGUUCGGCCUGCUUGCCGUUGUUGGGCAUCCAUUGUGA